CUACACUUCCUCCCAUAAAGUGCUUCAUAUGGUGGAACACCCAAACUACUAUGGUACUGAUUGUUGUAAGCAAACUCAAUCAGGGGCAAAUGGUCAAUCCAUGAUUCCUCCCAUUGCAUUACACAUGAUCGAAGUAAUUCCUCCAAAGUUAGGAUGGUUCGUUCACUCUGCCCAUAUGUUUGAGGAUGAUAAGCUGAAGUAAAAUGCAGUUUAGUUCCCAAGGCAUCAUGUAAACUUUGCCAAAACCGAGAUGUGAAGCUCGGGUCUCGAUCAAAGACAAUAGAAAUUGGCACACCAUGAAAUCUGACGAUCUCCUUAAUAUAUAGUUGAGACAAGGUCUCCAGUGAUGGUUUCCAUCUAAUGGGUAAAAAUUGAGUCGAUUUGGUCAGUCGGUCCACAAUAACCCAUACUGCAUCUUUUCCCCUUGAUGAUGGGAGACCAUAUACAAAAUCCAUUGUGAUUCUUUCCCACUUCCAUUCUGGAAUUGGAAGUGGUUGCGGUUUUCCCACAGGAGCUUGAUGUUCUGCCUUAACUUUCUGACAUACCAGACAUGUGAAAACAUGUUCAGCCGCUUCCUUUUUCAUCCCACGCCACAAAAAAUAUGGUUUGAUAGUGUGAUACAUUUUAGUUGCUCCUGGGUGCAUAGCAUAAGCAAAAGAACGAGUUUCAUCUAGGAUCUCUUUCCUCAAGUUAUCAACAUUAGGAACACAUGCCCUUCCAUUAAUCUUCAACAUGCCAUCUACCAUUUCAAAUGGGCUUUCUUUUCCUUCCUCAAUGUCUUGAAUGAUAUUUGCCAACUCUGGGUCCUCCUUAUGCUUCUCACGAAUUUUGUCAUGCAAGAUGGUAGAUUUUUCAUGAUUAUUGUAUUUGGAUUCACAUGUGGAAAAAUAUAUAUUCCCUGGUGAUAUUAUGACGUUUAAGGAGGAUGACUGGCACGAGGGUUUAUCCCUAGGAAGUGCAAUUAUACGACUCCUGAUUUACCUAUGUUGAGUCAAUUGUGGCCAGGUCCAGUACAUGUGCAAGUAAAGAAUUAUGAUUAAGCAAGAUGAGAUAUGGAUCAUGGAUAAGGAUACCAAGUAAGAGUACUUUGGUCUCAUGGUCAAUUACAUAGUAAUUAGGGCUCCCCAUGCUAUUACUCCGCUAUGAUAUGUUAUGUCACACCCCUGAUGUGGUGUUAACCAUUGAUUCAUCAUGAGAUAUGACCACACCCAGAGUGGUGUUGAGUCCGAUAUGACCACACCCAGCGUGGUGUCAGGUCCGAUAUGACUACACCGGCACUGGUGGGUCCGAUAUGACCACAUCCACGAGAUGUUUGGUCCGUAUUCCCGGGAGAGUAAUUAGCAUGGGAGUAGCCAGGCGCCUAUGAUUAAAACAUGAUAAGAUGCAUAUGCAUAAGUCAAGGUGGUUGAGUCUUUUGCCUAUUGGGAUAUGAGGAUGGCGGAGGUCCGAUCCUAGUGUUUUGGCUUGAUUGUUAGAUGUGUGAUAGGGGUAUGCUCUGUUAUGAACUCACGAUGCUAUGAUUAUCUCACUCAGCUAUAAGCUGACCCUCUUUUAUUCUUCUUCUCUGCUUAUGCUAUGUGUAAGAAGAUCAUCAGCAGCAGCAGUAGAUAGGUGUAUAGGUGGGAGCUGAGCAAGAGUUGAAGGCAAGAUGAUGUAUGGUCUUCAACUAUUCUGUGCUUGGACUACUAUUCGGGAUUGUGGCCAGUGAUCCGCACUUUUUUGUAAAAAUGUUUUGAGAACGUUUUUCAUGUGCAUACUAGCUUCUGAUGUAGUGUCAGAUAUCCACAGGUGUGAAAAGUUGAUGAUAUGUGUAUAUGUUGUGUAACUGUGUAAUUUGUGACGAUUAUGGUAUGUAUAAGUAUGGUAUGCAGUUGUGGAGUAUGAAAAGUGUGGCUAUGGCUAAGAAAAGCCAAUGCAUAUGGUUGUGAGUAUAUAUGUUUGUGAUGAAUUAUUUUGCAGGAUAAGUUGCAAGAACUGUUAGCCCAUUACGUUUUGGUGCUUUGUUUUGUUUGGUUAUGAAAAAUCCAGGUAGAGCCGGCCGUGGGUGCAGCACUAUUAGCUUGGAAUUUCUUGAUGAAAGAUUCGCAAUGAAAUGGUAGCAACAAAUCCGCCAUUGCCAAAAUGGUGACCAUCGGUGCGAAGCUUAUAUAAAAUAAUGGCAUGCCUGUUGUAUAUUUGGGAGAAGAAAAGUGUAUGUGAAGUGAAUGUGGAAGAGUAUGAUUAUGUAUUGCGGGUGGGGGGUAAUGAACUUUGUAUUAGUGACCUCAAAUCAGUCUUUUCUAAGAUUGAUUUGAGGUCCGGAUACCAUCAACUGAAAGUGGCAGAUGGAGCGACCUCAAAGACAGCUUUUAGAACAAGAUAUGGGCAUUAUGAGUUCCUGGUAAAUCCUUUUGGACUCACUAGUGCACCAGCGGUAUUUAUGGCUCUUAUGAACAGAGUUUUUCAGGAAUAUCUUGAUAAGUUUGUGAUUGUGUUCAUAGAUGAUAUUCUCAUCUAUUCUAAAAGCGAGGAGGAGCACAAAAUUCACCUUAGAAUUGUGUUGCAAAUUCUAAGUGAGAAACAAUUAUAUGCAAAAUUCUCAAAAUGUGAGUUUUGGCUGAAGGAGGUAAUAUUUCUGGGACAUGUAAUUUCUGGAAGAGGUGUCGAGGUGGAUCCGAAAAAGGUGGAAGCAGUGGUGAGUUGGGCUCCACCAAAAGAUUUGUAUGAGUUGAGAAGUUUUCUUGGCAUGGCGGGUUACUAUCGGCGGUUUGUAGAAGGAUUUUCCAAAAUUGCUGCACCAUUGACUAAGCUGUUGAGGAAGAAUACCAAGUAUGUUUGGGAUGAAUCAUGUCAAAAGAGUUUUGAUGAACUGAAGAAGAAAUUGACCACAGCACCAGUGCUUGCUUUACCUUCAAACCAUGGGGAGUUUGUGGUGUAUAGUGAUGCCUCAUAUCAAGGAUUGGAUUGUGUGUUAAUGCAAGAUGGAAGAGUCAUCGCAUACGCCUCUAGGCAAUUGUGUCCUCAUGAAGUAAAUUACCCCACUCAUGACUUGGAAUUGGCAGCGGUGGUUUUUGCUCUCAAGAUAUGGCGACAUUAUUUGUAUGGUGAGACUUUUAAAAUCCUAACUGAUCACAAAAGCUUGAAGUAUAUUUUGGAUAAGAAGGAUUUAAAUAGUCGCCAGAGGAGAUGGAUAGAAUUGUUGAAAGAUUAUGAUUGAACCAUUGAUUACCAUCCAGGUAAAGCUAAUGUAGUUGUUGAUGCUCUGAGCAGAAAAGGCAAGAAGAAUAUUGAUGCUCUAAAACACAACACCAAACUGCGACCAAGUAUAAUCGCAGUCCGGGAAUGCAGUAAAGUGACAAGUUAUAUUAUCAACCCGGGGUCUAGAUCUACUGCUUACUCAGCGAUUCUCUAUUAUCUAGCCAACUAAGUUAAGUGGUUGUUGUGUAAAAGCAAAAGCAGAAAGAAAGCAGGAAUUGAUACGGUUUUCUCAAGCAAGUAAGAGUCACUCGGGAAUGAGUCCCCCUAGCUCCUUAGUUAGGUUUCAAUUGUAUUUCCCUGGGUUGAUUUACUGUUGAUUAGACUGUGGAAGAUCCGGCAGUAGCUUGGAAUCUCUUAAGCUGACCAAGCCCUCUCAGUCUAACUACCCGGCAGACGACUAGUCUUCACCGGGAUAGAAAGCUGAAGCAGUAAGAACAGAACUCCACUACUGGAAUUGGAUUCCAGUACAAAGCAGUAAACUGGCUAACUCUCGUAUAGCCAAUCUCCUACUACCGAAUGAUGAGACUCUAGCAACCUAAUCAGAUUCUAUCUAUCUCGGAUUGCAGCAGGAAUCAGGAAAAGUUGAUCAGACUUCAAUUGACUCAAUAAACAUGCAUCAUUCGAUUAAAAUCAAACAGUAAUAUCAUCCAAAGUCAUUACAAUCAAUCCCUAACACAUAGAACUAGGGUUCUUCAUCCCCAAGUGAGAGAGUGGUUCUACUCCAUAGAGAGAGAGAGAGAGAGAGGAAAACAAGGUACAAAGCAGUCAUACUCAUUACAAUGGGAAGAAUCUGCUCUGGGAUGAUGAUUUCCACUCCUAUGACGAUCUGCAAGCUCGAUUUGAUGAAACCCAGCUCCAAGAUAGCUUCUAGGAUGUGUUCUUCGUACGUUAUCUCUCUAGGGCUCUGUUUUUGCUCAAAAAGUCCGAUCCUCUCUCUUGCAGCCCGAAAUUGGGUUAAAACCAGGAAUUCCCGACUCACACAGGCAGGGCCACAUGGGCGUGUGGCAUACCCAGUUGCCCGUGUGACUUCAAAACGCUGCGUCCGGAUUAGUUGAACUUCAGGCUUCCUACACGGCCAGGGUCACACGGCCGUGUGGAUCACCAUGCCUGGCCGUGUGAAGCCUCGCAGAAUUCCACACGGCCAAAGCACUCCUUCACACGGCCGUGUGGAUAUCAGGGCAAGCCGUGUGAAGGCUCGCACAAUCUCACACGGCCAAAGUGGUCACUUGCACGGCCGUGUGAGUUGUGGGUGUGCCCGUGUGGCUUCCUUUUCGACUUGCCUCGCGCCCGAUCUUCGUCCAAUCGACCCCGAACUCGCUCCUAAACCUUCCUUCACUUGCUAGGACUUGAAAUAUCACAAACAAACACAACCUAGCGUAAAAUCGGCCUAAAACACGAGAAUUACCAUCUCAAACGGCUCCAGAAUAGGGGUAAAAACAUGUGCAAUUAUUUGGAAGUGGAUGGUGUAACAGGGUUACUAGCUCGGUUGAACAUUCGACCUUUGUUGCACGACAAAAUCUGUGAGAAGCAGAAGGAGGACCGAGAGUUGGCAAAAAUCAUUCAAGACAUUGAGGAAGGAAAAGAAAGCCCAUUUGAAAUGGUAGAUGGCAUGUUGAAGAUGAAUGGAAGAGCAUGUGUUCCUAAUGUUGAUAACUUGAGGAAAGAGAUUCUAGAUGAAGCUCAUUCUUCUGCUUAUGCUAUGCACCCAGGAGCAACUAAAAUGUAUCACACUAU
This is a messenger RNA of Linum trigynum, 4971 nucleotides long. Lineage: Eukaryota; Viridiplantae; Streptophyta; Magnoliopsida; Malpighiales; Linaceae. The record is from the annotation of a GenBank genome assembly.